AUGUUGACAGUGUGCGUCCCGCAGACACGACGCUAUUAGGAACAGCUGAAAGCAACAGCAAAAUCACAAAAGCGAACAGAGACUCACGACGUAUGUUAGUGUAAAACGCACCUCAGGCAACCCAGUCGGACAUUUUGUCGUAGGGUACUUUUUGGACCUUGCGAGCACUCCGUUAAGGUAGUCAGAAUGGGCCGCAUCUUCCUGGACCACAUUGGCGGAACGCGCCUGUUCUCAUGUGCCAACUGCGACACCAUCCUGACCAAUCGCUCCGAGCUCAUCUCCACCAGAUUCACGGGUGCCACCGGCAGAGCUUUCCUCUUUAACAAGGUGGUGAAUCUUCAGUACAGCGAAGUCCAGGACCGCGUGAUGCUGACGGGCCGACACAUGGUCCGAGACGUCAGCUGCAAGAACUGCAACAGCAAGUUGGGCUGGAUCUAUGAGUUCGCCACCGAGGACAGCCAGCGCUACAAGGAGGGACGAGUCAUCCUGGAGAGGGCGCUGGUCAGGGAGAGUGAGGGCUUCGAGGAACACGUGCCCUCGGACAAUUCUUGAAUGUCACAAACUGUAUGAACAACUUCACAGACAAAACAUAUUUGACUAUCUUUUCCUGAAACAGUGGUGCAGAAAACAAGCACCUUUAGACAAAACCUCCAGUUGCUGCCAUCAUGAACCUUAUUUGGAUUCCACUGCCGGAUAGGCGCAGUCAACCAUUAGAUUGACAAAUUGUCAGAUUGUCAAAAUUUUUUUUUUUUUUUUUCAGCAGUACAACUUUCUGAAUGGUCUUAACACUUCUAUUGGUUGCUCUGAGACACAAGUAAUUGGCUGUAAUUGAUGGUUAUAAACAAACUAGAGUUGCUUUAAGAACGGGCUGUUUUUACGUUGACCAGUGACCAUGCAGUAAAUUUGCCAAAUUAUCACUUACAAAAUGUAAAUGAAACUAAGGAAAAGACCGACAACCUUCCCACUGUCCUAAAGGUUUGGUUUUUCAUCAAUUAACACAUUUGCUGUCACUGACGGUGAUCGUCCAAUCCAUUUCGACUGCAAAGGGCUGUCAGCCAUUGAACAAGUCAACAAAGCUUUUUUACAUGAUUGACAAAAUUUUCACUUGAGCAGUAUAUUGUUUUUCUCCUGUUUUUAACCAGAGAGGGAAAAUUGCUUCCGUCCCACUGACUAAUCCAUUCUGUGAAAUUGAUAGUCCUUUCAUCAACAAUUAAUGAAUCAAUUGUUAACAAUGUGACAUUACAUGCAUAGAUUUCAGCCCUUGAUUUUCCUUAGCGACAAUGAAAAGGUCUUUGACGUCACGGUCAAGGUGAUUGUUCAUCUCAUGUUGGGUUUAAUUACGUCGCAUUUUUUCCGCUGCCACGUUGCUAACCGGUCACCCAUGGAGUGAGUAGACCCUCUGGGCUUUGUCAGUGCCAUAAUGGACAACAUUAUUGGAAGCUUUCCUGAGUUAAAUUAAUAAAAAAAAAAAAAAAAAAAAGUUCGUUAGCCUAUGUAAUUGAGCUUUGGAUAAACAUUUGCAAGUCAAAAAUCGAAGAUCACCUGAAUGAUGGCUUGUAUUUUGUAAAACAGGUGACUACCAUUUCAAGGUUCCGGUGUAUUAGAGGAUGAUUUCAUCAAACUAAAAUUUUCAUUUGGUUGAUACUUGAUGGUUCUUAUUUUUUAAUUUUCGCUAUAAUUGAGUUAUGCUUGCAUUUUAAUGAUUGAAAUAAAAAGAUUUAUGCUGUCA
Messenger RNA from Corythoichthys intestinalis (scribbled pipefish), 1729 nucleotides. RefSeq names its product yippee-like 5 (gene ypel5). Gene Ontology annotation, cellular component: ubiquitin ligase complex. The record is from RefSeq and is a predicted model, not a curated record. The transcript has 3 exons. NCBI's taxonomy places the organism in Eukaryota, Metazoa, Chordata, Actinopteri, Syngnathiformes, Syngnathidae. The coding region runs from base 187 to 552 and encodes 121 amino acids.